AUGACAGGUUCUCAGCUUCCAAAACCGGAAGCUGAGCAACCUGAAACGGACAAAGAAAUCCACUCGAUUACUGACACAGGGAAGGAGGAUGCUACUGCAUCGACAGCAAAUGAUGUACAAGUAUCUGUACCAACCACCGAUUGUCUGACGGUGCUGAUGGCACAAUUAGACAUGAGAGACAAGCAACGGGAGCAGGCAUUAAUUAACCAUGUUAAGGACAUUUUAGCGGAAGAACAUCUUGAACGCGAACGCAGAGAACAGGAGCGUGAUCCUCAGCUCCUGGCCAAAAUGAAUGAAAUGUUUGAACAACGUGACAAGGCGCUAGUGUCAUAUUUGACACAGGAGAUCGAUGCAGUAAGACAGCAAGUGGCUGAGUUAAUAGACCAGAUCGAAGACAUUCCACAAAAGGUGUCAGACAUAAUAAAGGCAAAUGACCCAAAUCUGGGAGAUAAAAUAAGGAAAUUUCUUGAUGAGCUGGAGGAAGAGGAGAAUGAGAGCAACAUUUAUGACUCGACAAAUGAAGAUGAAUCCGAUAAAGUUGAAGAGGAUGAUAUUGACUCUAGCCCGGAGCUGUAA
Molecule: messenger RNA, 576 nt
Organism: Schistocerca serialis cubense
Lineage: Eukaryota; Metazoa; Arthropoda; Insecta; Orthoptera; Acrididae
Exons: 3
Coding region: 1-576 (191 amino acids)
Source: RefSeq, a predicted model, not a curated record